Messenger RNA from Sabethes cyaneus, 1605 nucleotides. RefSeq names its product mitochondrial ribonuclease P catalytic subunit (gene mldr). Gene Ontology annotation, cellular component: mitochondrial ribonuclease P complex; mitochondrion. Bases 36 to 1592 code for a protein of 518 amino acids. NCBI's taxonomy places the organism in Eukaryota, Metazoa, Arthropoda, Insecta, Diptera, Culicidae. Gene Ontology annotation, biological process: mitochondrial tRNA 5'-end processing; tRNA 5'-leader removal. Gene Ontology annotation, molecular function: protein binding; ribonuclease P activity. The transcript has 2 exons. The record is from RefSeq and is a predicted model, not a curated record.
UGCAUUUUCACCAAAUAGUACCCAAAAAACCAAGUAUGAUUCUUCGCAGUUUCUUACGCUUAAAUGUUGAUAACCUGCGAGUGUCUAGCCAACGCCUCUACGCUGGAAUUCAUCAACGGAAUCCACUGAUUAAACUGCCCGCAGAGCGGCUAAACGAUCUCAAAGAUCGCCUUUACGGAGGGCCACUUCCAUCGGCUACUGACUGGAGCGACAUUCGAAAAAACAUACUGGACGAACGGCGUUUCACUGCAGCGAAUGUGGACAGCACGGUGCUCGGAUUGUGCAGUUCGCUGGAAUUUGGAAAGUCCUAUGUGGAUUUUUUGCGUUCGAAAGGAUAUGCCCUUAAUUUAGCGACGAUAGGUAAACUGUUGAGAUUGUAUCGCGUACAGCACACUAAUGGUCAGCUCAAUGACGAGGAGCAGAAAGAAAUUUUGGAUAUUUAUGCGGAACUUAGACAAGACAAUCCUAUGCUAGAUUCUGCAACUUGUGCACAUCUAAUCGGAGCACUAACGUUAACCGACGGUUGGCGUAAUUGUUUUGAACUACUGGACAUGAUCAAACUCACCGGGACUCCAGAUAGCUCUACCUACAAUUAUCUGAUUCAAAAAUGUUUUCUCACUGGUGAUAUGGAAGCGGGUUGGAACUUGCUGGAAGAACAGGCAGCCAACAAGCGAACCCCUAAUGAAGAUGUAUAUACAGCAUGGAUAAACUACAGUUUGAGUAAAAAACGAAAUCUGGUGGGUGACAUUCUUCAAAUGCUUUCGUUUACUAGUUCGAAGUCACUCUUUCUACCGAAACAGGUUGGAGCUGUAUUGAAGCAACUACCCCCUGAAUCGGGAAUAAAGGCCGUUGAUACACGAAUAACAGACUACGGAAAAUGUGCACAUUGCAAGUGCACCAUUGGCAGUAUAGUAGUUCCAGAAGAAUCAUUCCUUGCGCUUCGGGAUGCCUUCUUGCAGGCUGCGCUUAUCAAAAAAGAAGUUUUUAACAGAACCAACCCAGAAGAGCUGCAACGGUUUCAACGGUUUGUGAAACAAACUAAACCUUACGAUAUUGUAAUCGAUGGUUUAAAUGUAGCGCUUUCGACCGGUAACCAAAAGUCCCCGGUUGUUUAUGCCAUGCAAAUAGCGGCAGUAGUGCGCCAUUACGUUCACAAGAAGAAACGGGUGCUGGUUAUCGGGCGGCAGCAUAUGAACCGUUGGCGAUCCAAGGACAUGAAAUACAUUCGCGAGAAGGCUUAUCUUUUCCUCACCGAAGAUCUUUCGCAGGACGAUCCGUUUCUGCUGUAUGCAGCUCUGGAAAGCGGUUCUCACACGGACUUCUUCUCACGGGAUCUAAUGCGGAAGCAUUCAUUCUCGCUGGGCGAGGAAUUGGGCAAUGUUUUUAGAAAGUGGCAGCAACAGCAUCAGUACUCGUUGCUAACUAUUACUCCCGAGGGUAGAGUGUUGGUAAAAGCACCGUUUCAGUACGAACUGUACGCUCACCCACUAGCGGACAAUUCGAAAGUGUGGCACGUACCCUUGGUCGAAAGUAGUCUUAAAAUACCUAAAGUCGAAAAGCAGAACGAGUGGCUGUGUUUGAAACUGAGUUAGUUGUGAGUAAUAA